Molecule: messenger RNA, 2481 nt
Organism: Knipowitschia caucasica
Lineage: Eukaryota; Metazoa; Chordata; Actinopteri; Gobiiformes; Gobiidae
Source: the annotation of a GenBank genome assembly
AUGUGCCGAGGCAGCGAGGCAGCGGAGAGCCCCAACGCCACCGCCUCCCCAACGCCACCGCCUCCCCAACGCCACCGCCUCCCCAACGCCACCGCCUCCCCAACGCCACCGCCUCCCCAACGCCACCGCCUCCCCAACGCCACCGCCUCCCCAACGCCACCGCCUCCCCAACGCCACCGCCUCCACAACGCCACCGCCUCCCCAACGCCACCGCCUCCCCAACGCCACCGCCUCCCCAACGCCACCGCCUCCACAACGCCACCGCCUCCACAACGCCACCGCCUCCCCAACGCCACCGCCUCCCCAACGCCACCGCCUCCCCAACGCCACCGCCUCCCCAACGCCACCGCCUCCCCAACGCCACCGCCUCCCCAACGCCACCGCCUCCACAACGCCACCGCCUCCACAACGCCACCGCCUCCCCAACGCCACCGCCUCCCCAACGCCACCGCCUCCCCAACGCCACCGCCUCCCCAACGCCACCGCCUCCCCAACGCCACCGCCUCCACAACGCCACCGCCUCCACAACGCCACCGCCUCCCCAACGCCACCGCCUCCACAACGCCACCGCCUCCCCAACGCCACCGCCUCCCCAACGCCACCGCCUCCCCAACGCCACCGCCUCCACAACGCCACCGCCUCCACAACGCCACCGCCUCCCCAACGCCACCGCCUCCCCAACGCCACCGCCUCCCCAACGCCACCGCCUCCACAACGCCACCGCCUCCACAACGCCACCGCCUCCACAACGCCACCGCCUCCCCAACGCCACCGCCUCCCCAACGCCACCGCCUCCCCAACGCCACCGCCUCCCCAACGCCACCGCCUCCCCAACGCCACCGCCUCCACAACGCCACCGCCUCCACAACGCCACCGCCUCCCCAACGCCACCGCCUCCCCAACGCCACCGCCUCCCCAACGCCACCGCCUCCACAACGCCACCGCCUCCACAACGCCACCGCCUCCCCAACGCCACCGCCUCCCCAACGCCACCGCCUCCCCAACGCCACCGCCUCCCCAACGCCACCGCCUCCCCAACGCCACCGCCUCCACAACGCCACCGCCUCCACAACGCCACCGCCUCCCCAACGCCACCGCCUCCACAACGCCACCGCCUCCCCAACGCCACCGCCUCCCCAACGCCACCGCCUCCCCAACGCCACCGCCUCCACAACGCCACCGCCUCCACAACGCCACCGCCUCCCCAACGCCACCGCCUCCCCAACGCCACCGCCUCCACAACGCCACCGCCUCCACAACGCCACCGCCUCCCCAACGCCACCGCCUCCCCAACGCCACCGCCUCCCCAACGCCACCGCCUCCACAACGCCACCGCCUCCACAACGCCACCGCCUCCACAACGCCACCGCCUCCCCAACGCCACCGCCUCCCCAACGCCACCGCCUCCCCAACGCCACCGCCUCCCCAACGCCACCGCCUCCCCAACGCCACCGCCUCCACAACGCCACCGCCUCCACAACGCCACCGCCUCCCCAACGCCACCGCCUCCCCAACGCCACCGCCUCCCCAACGCCACCGCCUCCACAACGCCACCGCCUCCACAACGCCACCGCCUCCCCAACGCCACCGCCUCCCCAACGCCACCGCCUCCCCAACGCCACCGCCUCCCCAACGCCACCGCCUCCCCAACGCCACCGCCUCCACAACGCCACCGCCUCCACAACGCCACCGCCUCCCCAACGCCACCGCCUCCACAACGCCACCGCCUCCCCAACGCCACCGCCUCCCCAACGCCACCGCCUCCCCAACGCCACCGCCUCCACAACGCCACCGCCUCCACAACGCCACCGCCUCCCCCAACGCCACCGCCUCCACAACGCCACCGCCUCCCCAACGCCACCGCCUCCCCAACGCCACCGCCUCCCCAACGCCACCGCCUCCACAACGCCACCGCCUCCACAACGCCACCGCCUCCCCAACGCCACCGCCUCCCCAACGCCACCGCCUCCCCAACGCCACCGCCUCCACAACGCCACCGCCUCCACAACGCCACCGCCUCCCCAACGCCACCGCCUCCCCAACGCCACCGCCUCCCCAACGCCACCGCCUCCCCAACGCCACCGCCUCCCCAACGCCACCGCCUCCCCAACGCCACCGCCUCCACAACGCCACCGCCUCCACAACGCCACCGCCUCCCCAACGCCACCGCCUCCCCAACGCCACCGCCUCCCCAACGCCACCGCCUCCCACAACGCCACCGCCUCCACAACGCCACCGCCUCCACAACGCCACCGCCUCCCCAACGCCACCGCCUCCCCAACGCCACCGCCUCCCCAACGCCACCGCCUCCCCAACGCCACCGCCUCCCCAACGCCACCGCCUCCACAACGCCACCGCCUCCACAACGCCACCGCCUCCCCAACGCCACCGCCUCCACAACGCCACCGCCUCCCACAACGCCACCGCCUCCACAACGCCACCGCCUCCACAACGCCACCGCGGCCGGUUCAAGACGGUUAG